AUGAGGUGGUUUGAUGGUUUGGGUGCAGGUUCUAUUGACACCUUCAAGGAGCUCACACAAGCGUUUGGGUCUCGUUUCAUUACGUGUAGUAAGGUUCCUCAACCCUUAGAUUCUCUAUUGUCCAUGUCAAUGCGAGAAGGUGAGACCCUGAAAAUGUGCUCGGACAAAUACUGGGAGAUAUGUAAUAAGAUUGAUGGAGAUUUUGAUGACGUGGCUAUAAGGACCUUCAAAGUUAGACUGCCCACCGAGCAUGAUUUGAGAAAAUCCUUGACCAAGACGCCAAUAAGGAGUGUUCGUUGGCUUAUAGAUCGCAUUGAUGAGUACAAGCGGGUCGAGGAAGACCAACAGCAAGGCAAGGGAAAGGGUAAGGUUAUCCCUCAGGAGAUAAGAGAUUUCAGGUCAGAUAGAUACAACAAUAACAGACUCCGAAGGGAUUUUGCGGGACAAUUUGGAUCUACAGCUUCUCAGGUGGUUAACACUGUGUUCCGAGAACCAAUGCAUCAAGUCUUGGAAAAGAUCAAGAACGAGUCAUACUUCAAAUAG
Molecule: messenger RNA, 543 nt
Organism: Quercus robur (English oak)
Lineage: Eukaryota; Viridiplantae; Streptophyta; Magnoliopsida; Fagales; Fagaceae
Exons: 1
Coding region: 1-543 (180 amino acids)
Source: RefSeq, a predicted model, not a curated record